UGUACAUAAAAUCCUCACUCACUUCUUCUAAAUAAAAAAGAAAAAGAAAAAUGUCCAUAAAAAACAUCUCUCCUGACUUCCAUCAACCUCUCUUCUCUACUCCCCAACUUCCCAUCAUGCUUAACCAAAAGUCCUCCCUCUCCGUCGCCGCCGCCGCCGCCGCCGACCACCUCCCCAUGUUUGAAAAACCCUUAACACCCAGCGACGUUGGCAAGCUCAACCGUCUCGUCAUCCCCAAGCAAUACGCCGAAAAAUACUUCCCCCUCUCCCCCUCCGCCGCGGUCGUCGCCGCAGCCGCCGGCGACUCUGCCGAUAAAGGGUUACUCCUCAGCUUCGAAGAUGAGUCCGGCAAGAUAUGGCGGUUCCGUUACUCUUAUUGGAAUAGUAGUCAGAGCUAUGUGCUGACGAAGGGGUGGAGCCGAUUUGUCAAAGAGAAGCGCCUUGACGCCGGAGAUGUCGUCGUUUUUGAACGCCACCGCCGUGAUGGUGAUAGGUUGUUUAUUGGGUGGAAGAAGAGGUCGGCGCCGUCUCCAGCAGACACUGCCCAGGCUGCUGCGAGUGGCGGUGUUGGCGGUGGUGGAGGUUGGACUAAAAUGUUCUGUUCUGCAAAUCCAUAUUCUUCUUCUCAUCAUCAUCAUCAUCAUCAUUUUCCUUCUCCGCCAUACCAAUCUUCUUCUGAUUCUCCUCAUGCAGAGUCCUCUGUUCAGAGUCAAACAAUGUCGGUUGGGAAUUCAAAGAUACUGCGGCUGUUCGGAGUGGACUUGGAGUGCCAAACCGACAUGUCCGAACCCGAACCACCGUCGACGCUCAAUGUCGGGUCAAAUUUAAGUUUAUCGGUUCGAGAUCCAACCCGCCACACCUUCUAUACACAUUAUUCUUCUCCUCUUCCUCAUCACAUGGAUUUCACUUUCUCACAAGAUGUCAAGCAGACGAAAUAUCAAGGAUAGAGAUGGGUGGAUGUGACGUCCCUGUACUGCAAAACCCACUUUUUUUUAAAAAAAAAAAAAAAAAUUAUUUAAUCAAAAUCCCCACCACUUCAGUUCAAAAUGUCGCCCCAUUAAAGAAGGGGAAAACAGAGGGCAAAAAAAAAAAAAAAAAAAAAA
This is a messenger RNA of Benincasa hispida (wax gourd), 1103 nucleotides long. Its product is annotated as B3 domain-containing protein At2g36080-like. NCBI's taxonomy places the organism in Eukaryota, Viridiplantae, Streptophyta, Magnoliopsida, Cucurbitales, Cucurbitaceae. Gene Ontology annotation, molecular function: DNA-binding transcription factor activity; DNA binding. The record is from RefSeq and is a predicted model, not a curated record.